Acaulospora morrowiae is the source of this 1056-nucleotide messenger RNA. Lineage: Eukaryota; Fungi; Glomeromycota; Glomeromycetes; Diversisporales; Acaulosporaceae. The record is from the annotation of a GenBank genome assembly.
AUGAGUAGCAAUCAAACAUCAUGUCAUUUUGACUCGGGCAUAUUUAUGCUUUGCGAAGCUAGACCAAUCUUUCUGGAUAUUAUAUAUGUAACGACUGGUCUAUAUUGCUUAUUAUCGGUGCUUUCACUUUCUUUGCUUCUGUAUAAGACUUUCUUUAAGAAAGCAUCAUGGUGGAAUGAUUAUAUGGUAGAACCAGUAAUUGGAUUCUUGACUUUUCUGACUUUACAUGGAUUGUUUCGAUCACUCACUUUGAUUAUUUUGGCGCGCGAAUUAAUUCCCUCGAGAUAUAUCCUCAAGUCGAUAAUAUCAUUUUUAAGUUGUCUAUUUGAAAUAAUCGCUAUUUGGACUUACAUGGUUGGAAUCUUUAAAACACUGCCGAGAUUGGCAUUUCAUCAGAUCAACACCUUCAACGGUGACAAACACUUCAUUCCGGGAGAUCGUUUAAUAAAAUUAUCAUACUGGGCAUUUGUCAUCAUAACGACUAAUUUAACAUUAAUAUCCGCAAUACUAAAAGGCUAUUAUCAAACAAUCGGAGAUGAACAGGGAUCUAGCAUGUUUCUGUCAAUAUUUCUUGCCGUCAUAUUUGCUGCCGAGGCGAUUACAUUUGCUUGUUUUAUAAAGUAUGGUCGAUUGUUGGUAGAAUUGCUUAAUGGAAGCGCACGAUUGUCGGGGGUUAGUGAUGAUAUUUCUCAGGAGAGUAUUGUUAAGUUUGCGAAAUAUAAAAUGUAUGUGACAAAGAUGAAAUUGACAAAUAGUAUUCUCACAGUGGUCGUAGGCUGGUACACUGUAUUUAGUCUUUUAUUAUUGCUUUUGCGAGACAAAAUACCGAUAACUUCGAAAAACUCGGCAUUCAUUAUAGGUGUAAACGCGAUUGGGACCGCGUUGGUGAUCCUGUUUGCCUUAUUCAGUAUUGCUCAUGGGGAACUUUAUAAACGUUACUCAGAAAGAGCCGUCGAUCUAAUCACUUCUAUUCAAUGGUCGAAUGUAUCGCGUGUUCGAUCAUAUGAAAUGGAAUAUGACAACGGAGAAACUAAUAAUCCACGCGAUUUACGUUAA